ACACACACCACUUGGCUUCAGCUCUGUCCCUUCCAUCCACACUGUGUUCUCUCUCUGUGUGACGCUAGUGAGGAAACACUGUGGUUAUUUCAGCCAGUCAUUUAGAGGCAGCAGCCUGUCUCUCUCUUUCAAUCACUCCCUCGCUCACUCUCACACUCACCAGCAUGAAUUCCUUCUCGGCUCCGCACUCCCCCUCUCAUUGUACGCCUGUCCUUUCCUUCCAGAAGAGAGGGAUCAUGCUUCGUCCUUUUCCCUCCUCCUUCUCCUCCUCCUCUUCUUCACUUCCUCACUAUCAUUCGGGGGUCUCUGUAUCAAACGGAGCACUUUCACCACGUUUUCCUUCUGAGAAGAGCAUUGGAAGCUGUCCCUCUCUUCUCAGCAUGGUGGACUUUUAGAAGCGGGAUUUCCUGGGCUAGGACGCUUGCACAUCAGCUCUCUACACUACCAAAGGUCCUGGUGGGAUGCAAGCCUUAGUGGGACUCCUGCUUUCCUCACAGGACAGCUCACUUCUCCUUGAAGUUUAAGGACAAUCCAGGAAUCUCUUCAUUUUUUUUGCCUGUGUGUGAGAGAGCGAGAGUGUGUGUGUGUUGGUCUGUUAAGAUUUGGUUAUGAGUGUGUAAGAUAGUCUGUGUGUGAGCGAGUCUGUGUGUGAGCGAGUCUGUGUGUGAGCGAGUCUGUGUGUGGCUGUGUGUGUUGCUCUGUAUGCAGUGCAGUCCGCUCCUGCUCCUGGUUCUUGACUGGAGGGUUUAGCCGACGCUGGAGGGUGAAGGAGACCCCUCCACUGCAGUGGACCCGCUGUCCCCUACUCCCGGAGAACCUCCCCAGUGGCACAGACUAGUAUGAGAAGCGGAGGGAAGAGAAAGAGAAGGGCUGAGAGCCAGGUAUAACAAACAGAGAGAAAGAGGUAGAAUGAGAGGGGACUUUUCGACAAAACAGUGAAGUGCACGACCACUAAAGGAGACAAAAACCACUUCAGGAGAAACAAAGACACUACAGACACAUACAACCCAGUGAAGACUGGAGCAAGGCUGGCAAGCAGCCCCAGCAGCCCACCACCACCACCGACAGUACAGCCACCACCAUGCAGGUGUCGUUUGCAUGUUCGGACCAGGAUGGAGGAAGAGGAGGGCUGAGGCCCCCGGGGAAUGGAGGGCACAGCAAGCAAAAUGCCACCAGUGCCAACACGGCCAGCCAGGCGAGGGCACGUUUCCGUACGGUGGCCCUCAUCGCCCGCAGCCUGGGCUCCUUUACCAACCGCUACCACCACAACCUCAAGGAGUCCACCGCCAAGCUCACUGGCAUGAAGUACCGGAACCUGGGGAAAUCAGGCCUGCGUGUUUCCUGUUUGGGCCUCGGUACUUGGGUAACGUUUGGAGGUCAGAUUUCAGAUGAGGUGGCUGAGCAGCUGAUGACCAUCGCCUACGAGAACGGGGUCAAUCUCUUCGACACAGCCGAAGUUUACGCUGGGGGGAAAGCUGAGAUAAUCCUGGGGAACAUCAUCAAGAAAAAGUGCUGGAGGAGGUCGAGUCUGGUGAUCACCACCAAGCUCUACUGGGGAGGAAAAGCGGAGACAGAGAGAGGACUCAACAGAAAGCACAUAAUUGAAGGUCUGAGGAGCUCUCUACAGAGGAUGCAGCUGGAGUAUGUGGAUGUGGUGUUUGCCAACCGGCCCGACAGCAACACCCCCAUGGAGGAGAUUGUGAGGGCGAUGACCCAUGUGAUCAACCAGGGUAUGUCCAUGUACUGGGGGACAUCACGAUGGUCUGCCAUGGAGAUCAUGGAGGCGUACUCUGUGGCUAGGCAGUUUAACCUGAUCCCUCCAGUGUGUGAGCAGGCCGAGUAUAAUUUCUUCCAGAGGGACAAGGUUGAGACACAGCUGCCUGAGCUCUAUCACAAGAUAGGUGUGGGUGUGGUAUCCUGGUCGCCUCUAGCUUGUGGAAUCAUCACUGGGAAGUAUGAGAAUGGUAUCCCAGAAUGCUCCAGGGCCUCCAUGAAGCCGUAUGCCUGGUUGAAGGAGAAGAUAGUGAGUGAGGAUGGGAGGAAACAACAGGCCAAGCUGAAGGAGCUGACUACCAUCUCUGAGAAGCUGGGUUGCACUCUGCCACAACUAGCCAUCGCCUGGUGCCUGAGGAAUGAAGGAGUGAGCUCAGUGUUGCUGGGAACAUCCAGCCCCAUCCAGCUUGCAGAGAACCUGAGGGCCAUGGAGGUCAUUCCAAAGAUGACAGCAGGCAUUGUCACAGAGAUUGACCAAGUCUUGGGAAACCGACCGCACAGUAAGAAGGACUUUCAUCAAGCACAUUAGGAUAGACCAUUUUACAGAACUGUGAUUGAUAGGCCUAAUCUGGACAAGAUCUCAUCAGUGGCACCUCCAGUGUGUGCCCAACCCUGCUCUUGUGUAUGUGUGUGUGUUCUGCACAGCUCCUCCGCCUGCCUCGUCCGUAUGAAGAUCAGCCUGUACUCAAUGUCGUUAACUGAGAGCUCUACUUGACAAAGCAUGCAUGCCACAGCUCUGCUACAGUGCAGACAGUUUAAACUUGCCUAAACAAUCAUUGUUAUCAAGAUGUGCUCAUAAAAGAAAAUCACACCAUUUCUUGAAUGGGGUCCAUCUGUUUGUAAAAGUAGUCUUUCUCUUGAUUUGAGAGCAACUUCCUCUGUCUCUGUAACAUCAGAGGAUAGUGUAUAGUGCAUCUCAAACAAUAAUUCAUCCUCAGAGCCACCUAUGAGCUUUAAAAGCAUGUCUGUAAUACAUUUUUAGACAUGCAUGGAUCAGGGGAGGUUAAACAUAAUUCCAAGCCACUAAAUAUCCCUUUGAGUAUGGUCAAGUAUGGUAAUUCAUCUCUGGAUGGUGUAUCAUAUCACCCAGACACUGCAAAGAUCUGGCCACCCUUCCUAAAUGUGCUGUGGCUGAGAAUGGAAACUGCUCAGGGAUAUCACUAUGAGGCUAAAGACGUACAUGGAUCAACAACAUCCCAUUCACUCCAUAUUACUGGCAUGUAUGACAAAGUAAAAAGAAGGAAGCCUGUGCUAAAAAAAUCCAUUCUAAAUCAUCCAUCCAGUUUGCAACAAGGCCAUUAAGUAAUACUGCAAUACAUCAUGGCAAAGAAAUACACUUUUUGGACUAAAUAAGGAAACAGGAAACGUUUGGGGCAAAUCCAACGCAACACAUCACAGAGUGAAAACCUCUGGAUUUCCAAGUAUUGUAGUGGCAGUAUCAUGUUAUGGGUAUGCAUGUCACCGGCAAUAUCUGAGGAGUUUGUCCAGAUCAAAAUAAAUAUAAAUGGAGCAAAGAAAAUCUAACAUUUUACAGGAAAACAUGCCUCAUUCCUCUGAAGACCUAACACUAGGAUAUAAUUGUAUUUUUCAGAGGGAAAUUUAUAUGACUUUUAAGGCCAAAAACACUCCACAAUGGCUUUCGAAUAGAUGUGUUCCUUAGUGGUCCAGUCUCAGUCCUGACUUGGCCUAAAUCUGCUUUAAAAUCAGAGACAAGAUUUGAAUCUUCCUAUACAUCAAUAAUUCCCAACCAAACUGACUGAGCUUGAGCAAUUUUGACAAACACAAUGUGUUUGAAACCCCUAAAACUUGUACAAAGUUGGGGGAAUCUUAUUCAAAAUGAGUCAUAGCAGUAACUGCUGCCAAAAGUGCAUCCACCAAGAGCUAUGCAAUCAAGAUAUCUUUGCUUCUUAUUUUUGAAUCCGUUUAGACAUUUUCUAUGCAUCUCCUUUCACUUUGAAAAUGUGUGUUGAUUGCCUAGAUCAGCAGGAAAACAAAAAUCCUAUUUAAUCCCAUUUCAGAUUUAAAUUCAAGGCAGCAAAAUCUGAAGACUGUACAAGCAGUGCGUAGGUUUUCACUAGGCACUGUACAUGACUUAAGUGACAACGCAUGCCAAUAUAUCCUCCAAACACCGGCUUCGAGGACAUUAUCACUAUCACUAUUAUCACAUAUUCCAGUAAUGAUUGACAUAUUUUCAUAAAAAUAUAUAUUUGAAUAAUUUAUUAAUACUAUUUCAUCCUUCCACAAGAUAUAGUCCCGACACAAAUUUAGAGUUGCUACCCAAGCCGGCUGGUCGUUCGUUCUAUUGGUUCGGUUGCCAGAGACGCGACCCAGUCGUUCAGUCUUUUUGUUCUGUAUCUAUGGACGUGACCCAGUCGUUCGUUGUAAAUGUUCCAUUGCCAUACUGGCUGGCACCGUUCUUAUCCCUUGCUUGCUAGGUAGCCAACUACGGCUAACUUACAGUCACAUCAAAAGUGCAGACAGAAUAACAGCAAAGUAGCUGCAUUUGCAUUUGUUUAAGCUGUUUACAUUUAAUGACAUUAAGUGACAUUUAAUUGGAAACAUCCAUAACAAGGAGCAAAUGAGGCACGAUUUUGCCUGGCAUUGAAAUUGUGCUCGCUCGUCAGGAAAAUGUUGUUCAGAGGAGCUAACCAACAACACAGCUAACACAAUGAAGCUGGAAAGACUGCAAACUAGCUGCACUUCGUUUCGUUUGACCGUUUUUCAAUUGACAUUUCUUUGUACAUAUACAUAAAUAUUAUUCCAGCUGAUUCAUGAUUUCGACUGGCUGACAUGCUGACCACACCACCCGCGUAGCGUGUGCGAGCUUUGCAAAAUAAAUCUACACAUACAUGUUAUUCAAUCAUUGCAUCCACACUGCUCGCACGCAUCAACGAGCGUCUACGUAGCCAGGUGCUAAAAUAGAACUUGGCUCUUUUUGUGAUACUUGACGUGCUGUAAGUCCCGCCUUUCCCAUUUCCUCAUUGGUUUUUAGGAGCAUAUACACACGUGAGUGACUGAAAGAUGAACUGAGGUCCACAAUCCAGUCCAGUUGGUGCUGGUAAUGCACCUUAAAGUUGGUGGUCAACCGCCAAAAUCCAAAGAAGAAGACUGAAGGAGGAGAGAUUACUAGAAACUAACUCAGUUUACCCUUUGAUCUGUGGAUUAAUUGUUGGAGUAGAGGACCUUGUGCAUUUCAGGUAUAACAACAACCCAAUGUUUAUAUCCCAGGACAAAUUAGCUAGCAACAGCAAGCUAACUAGCUAAAUUACCAUAAAUGUUUAAUGCUUUAGGACCUGUCCCCAAAUGAAUAUAUUUGGUUCUGAGUUCAACAUGCGUGUGAUGGCACACACAGAUGCAUGUGCGCGAGCAGUGUGGUCAGCAUGUAAGAAUGUCUGUCUCGUCCCAGCUCCCGACACAUUCAUUACUAUGGGACAGCUGGAGAUCGAAUUUGAAUAUUGAAACAAUGUUGCAAAUAUUGGAGAGAUAAACUGCAAGGUUUAUAUAAAUCUCCGCUGUUGAAAACUAAAUGUUAGUCUAAAAGAAAUGUGAGAAAAUGUCUAGAUGCUUUUUAUAGUGAAGAUCAAGUUUAUAAAGUGCCUGGCUGGGCUGAUGAGACAGCGGAUUGCGUAGUCAGAUGGAACAGAGUAAAUAAUUGAUUUAGCUGGUGGUAACUUGUGGAAUAGACACUGGCUGGAAUGCAGUUUUAACCAAUCGGGAUUAGACCCACCCAUUGUAUAAAUGUCAACAUUCUACGGCAGCCAUGUUAGCACCUCAUUAACAUUGCAUGGGGAAUAUUUAAAUUAACUGAAGGUCUAGAAUUAGAACAAUAUUCAAAAAAGUGUCCUAACUCUAUAUACAGUGGCAAGAAAAAGUAUGUGAAUCCUAUGGAAUGACCUGGAUUCCUGCAUAAAUUGGUCAUAAAAUGCUAUCUGAUCUUCAUCUAGGUCACAACAAUAGACAAACGCCGUCUACUUAAACUAAUAACACACAAACAAUUAUACGUUUUCAUGUCUUUAUUGAACACACCGUGUAAACAUUCACAGUGCAGGGUGGAAAAGUAUGUGAACCCUUGGAUUUAAUAACUGGUUGACCCUCCUUUGGCAGCAAUAAUCUCAACCAAACAUGUUCUGUAGUUGCGGAUCAGACCUGCACAACGGUCAGGAGGAAUUUUGGACUAUUCCUCUUUACAAAACUGUUUCAGUGUCUGGUGUGAACUGCUCUCGAGGUCAUGCCACAGCAUCUCAAUGGGAUUGAGGUCAGGACUCUGACUGGGCCACUCCAGAAGGCAUAUUUUCUUCUGUUGAAGCCAUUCUGUUGUUGAUUUACUUCUGUGUUUUGGGUCAUUGUCCUGUCGCAUCACCCAACUUUUGUUGAGCUUCAAUUGCGGACAGAUAGCCUAACAUUCUCCUGCAAAAUGUCUUGAUAAACUUGGGAAUUCAUUUUUCUGUCGAUGAUAGCAAGCUGUCCAGGCUCUGAGGCAGGAAAGCAGCCCCAAACCAUGAUGAUCCCUCCACCAUACUUUACAGUGGGAAUGAGGAUUUGGUGUUGGUGUUGGUGUGCUGUGCCUUUUUUUCUCCACACAUAGUGUUGUGUGUUCCUUCCAAACAACUCAACUGUAGUUUAAUCUGUUCACAGAAUAUUUUGCCAGUAGCACUGUGGAACAGCCAGGUGCACCUUUGUAAACUUCAGACGUGCAGCAAUGUUUUUUUGGACAGCAGUGGCUUCUUCCGUGGUAUCCUCCCAUGAACACCAUUCUUGUUUAGUGUUUUAUGUAUCGUAAACUCGUCAACAGAGAUGUUAGCAUGUUCCAUAGAUUUCUGUAAGUCUUUAGCUGAAAAUCUAGGAUUCUUCUUAACCUCAUUGAGCAUUCUGUGCUUUCUUCUUGCAGUCAUCUUUGCAGGACGGCCACUCCUAAGGAGUAGCAACAGUACUUGACUUUCUCCAUUAAUAGACCAUUUGUCUUACCAUGGACUGAUGAACAUCAAGGCUUUAAGAGUUACUUUUGUAACCCUUUCCAGGUUAAUCUUAGGUCUUCUGAGAUCUCUUUAGUUCGAGGCAUGGUUCACAUCAGGCAAUGCUUCUUGUGAAUAGCAAACCCACAUUUUGCGAGUGUUUUUUAUUGGGUAAGGCAGCUCUAAACCACAUCCCCAAUCUUGUCUCAUUAAUUAUACUCCAGGUAUAAUAUUAGCUGACUCCUGACUCCAAUUAGCUUUUGGAGAAGUCAUUAGCCUAGGGGUUCACAUAUUUUUCCAACCUACACUUUGAAUGUUUAAAUGAUGUAUUCAAUAUAGACAAGAAAAUUACAAUAAUUUGUGUGUUAAUAGUUUAAGCACACUGUUUGUGACCAAUUUGAUGACCAAUUGAUGCAGAAAUCCAGGUAGUUCCAAAGGGUUCACAUACUUUUUCUUGCCACUGUACAUGGCUCUGGGUACACACAGCUGUCCUGCAUUCUGUAGAAGCCAAAGUGAACCCUCUCUCUAUCCAUCCUGCUGACUUCUGUAGACUACAGUAGCACAUUUUGAGGAAAAACUAUUGGACUGUGUUCCUGUUUUCAAAGUGAUUGACAGUGGCAUACACUCAUUAUCUCUACUGUCCAUGAUGGUCAGUCAUGGCUGAGCCCUUCCUACCCUACGACCUGAGUGCUUUCCCAGCCCUGCAUUGUUGAUGUGAUAAUGAACUCUCUGGUACAUGAUGACAUCUUGAGGUGUUUUUUGCAUCAUGAUGCUAAAAUACCAACAGAGGUGUGUGUGUUGGGUUGAAUAUUUCAAAUUCAAAACAUUUGUAAUGACUGAUAACUCAUUCACUUUUUUCAAUGAUGGACAGCAGAACACACUAUUGGAAUACUAUUUUCAUAGCAUCUUCCCAUUUCUCUCGAUUGUCUCUUCUGCUGAUAGAUA
Molecule: messenger RNA, 7670 nt
Organism: Oncorhynchus kisutch (coho salmon)
Lineage: Eukaryota; Metazoa; Chordata; Actinopteri; Salmoniformes; Salmonidae
Product: voltage-gated potassium channel subunit beta-1
Exons: 14
Coding region: 1082-2302 (406 amino acids)
Biological process (GO): transmembrane transport; regulation of potassium ion transmembrane transport; potassium ion transport
Cellular component (GO): juxtaparanode region of axon; cytoplasm; membrane
Molecular function (GO): transmembrane transporter binding; voltage-gated potassium channel activity; potassium channel regulator activity
Source: RefSeq, a predicted model, not a curated record